CACUUCCGCUGUUUUCUGAUGGUGGGUCGAAAACCGUGUGAUGUGGAGGAUCCCAGCUGACACAGAAAAGAGAGACAACAUUCCACAAACAAAUAUCUGAUAGCUUCUGACUGCGGUCGUUUCUAGUACAUUUGUACUUCCCAAUCGACACCAUGAUGGAGGUUUUAACAUCUGCACAGCUGAAACGGCUGUCGGAACACAAGUACAGUUCGGAAGGGACAUCCAUUUUGGAACCACCUAUGCAAGUGUUUUGGAGGUGGCUUAUUGAACAAAUACCUACCACAUGGGCUCCAAACACCCUGACGAUCGUGGGUUUAUUCGUCAACAUCCUGUCUACCCUCCUUCUCGUUUACUACAGUCCUGAUGCUAAACAAGACGUGCCAUCAUGGGCGUACUUUAUGUGUGGUUUGGGGCUGUUCGUCUACCAGUCGCUAGACGCCAUCGAUGGCAAGCAGGCGCGGCGCACCAAGUCCAACACCCCUCUCGGGGAACUGUUUGAUCAUGGAUGCGACUCAGUAUCAACGGUGUUUGUCAUGCUGGGCGUGAGUAUCGCAAUGAAGCUCGGGAAGAAUCCAGGAUGGAUGCUGUUCGAGAACUUGACAGCUAUGUUUUUAUUUUACUGUGCACACUGGCAGGCCUACGUCUGCGGCAAACUCAGGUUUGGCCCCCUGGAUGUCACGGAGGGCCAGUUUACAGUUAUGUUUGUGCAUCUAGUUUCUACAGUCAUGGGAGAUUCGUUCUGGGAUAUACAGAUCCCCAUUUUAGGAAUUGAGAUGAAGAUUUUAGUGAUAUUAUUCAGUCUGCUGGGGGCGGCAGCAGCGUCAUAUCGCACCUACUUGUGUGUCAUGAAGGGCGGCGUGGGCAAAAACGGAUCCACUGUUGCUGAUACCAGCACCAUCUUCCCGAUGUUCCCCAUCGUCCUGGCCGUCGUCCUCGGCACCCUCAUCCAGGCCAAGUCCCCCACCCACGUCUUCGAGCGGCAUCCAUGUCUUUAUAUAGUAAGCUUUGGGCUGCUGGCAGCAAAAGUCUCGAACAGAUUAGUGGUGGCAAAUAUGACGAAGAGCGAGAUGAACUUGCUGGAUUCGGGGUUGAUAGGACCCGGACUGAUGUUUCUAAACCAGUACUUCAAUAAUUUCUUCAAUGAAUACUUCCUGCUGUGGAUAUGCUGUUUGUAUGUGACGGUGGACAUAGUGAAAUAUUCAUACAUUGUUUGUCAAGAAAUCUGCGACUAUCUUGGCAUUUACUGCUUCACAAUCACCUCAAAACCCCCACCUAAAUCAACUAUCAAUGGCAAGGAGAAGAAAAGUUGAGAUGCUCUCGCCAGCUGGAAUUACCUCCUUUGUUAUUUUCGUAUAUUUAUUGAAUCAUAGAUCAGACCCUGUGUCGUCGCUAUUUGUUGAUUUUAAUCCAAACUGAUCAAAUGUGCACCUUGUGUAUGUGUUGUUUGAGUGGCUCAUCAUCCGGUAUUUCUGUAGGUUGAGAAGCUUGUCAUAUAUGUGCAUAGUUUUUGUUUCAAACAUGUUUUUAGUCCUUAAUUUAUUGUUAAAUCAAGAUCGGAUGAGAAAAAGGUGCCAUUGUCAUAAGGUGUAUCUUCAAAUCAACAUCAAAUAGGAAAAAUGCUAAAAUGUGACUGUUAAGAGUGAAAAUUGAUUCAUGAUUGUUGCAAUUAUCUGAUAUUCUUAUGGAAAAAUGAUUACAUGUUUUACCCUAAGGGUAAAGAAUUAAAUCUGUAAGCAAGAGAGCACUCCCAACAUGGGUGCAUGCUAAAUAUAGAUUCAUUUGAAUUGUUCCAUAUUUGGUGGGCUCCAUUUUUUUACAAAAUACACUCUUGCUUUCUUAGACAUGUUGGACAGGAAUUAGAUUGCUGCAGUUUGCUUUUCAGUAGAAAAUGGUAAGGUAAGAUGGUUGGUGCCCUGCUGUGGCUGGCUGUGUACAGUCUAUUAAACAUACUUUUUAGUCAUAAAAUAUUCCAAAUUGAUUUUAUGGUCAAAGCUAAUACAGGAAAAAUAUCACUCUCAAUGCAACCCUGAUUUUUCCCCUUAUCUCCAAUCAGCAACAGUAGAACUCACUUUAACAUGAACAAGGGAUGUUGUAAUGUUGGAGCUAGAAAUUCAGGAGUGGAUUCAACAGUAAAUGUUAUAAGCCACAACUUUAGAAAUGGAUGUUUCUGAUUUGUCAAUGUGAGGUUGUCAAUGACAAUAGCCUACCUCUUGUAACAACAGCUGCUUAGAAGGGGCUCAUCAUGUUGGAAGUUUGAUAAAACCUAUACUUAUUAGGGCUUAAAAAAGGAAAAUAAUUGGUUCUCAGGCAAUGAAUUUUGAAAAUAUAGUGCAGGUGGGUGGUUGUUGGUUUGGUUUUUUUGGCUUGUCCAAACUAGUAUGUAACCAAAUAAACAGUUGUGUACCAUCCACCUGGGAAAGGGCCUCCCUACACAAACUCCUAUUGCCACCAUGACCAUAACACGAGACGUGCAGUAAAGCAGUACGCGUGUAAAGGGAAGUAACUGUGUGCUAUAUUGGAUCGCAUUGUUUUGAAGUAUUGGGGUUUUAAAAAAAAAAUUAAAUGGAAAUAAAAACAAAAUGUGUGCCAGACUUUCUGAUGAUAUGGGCGGUGCCUGAGAACCAAGACUAUUAUUUUUUUAGCCUAGAAUAACACUUAUUGUCUUGUAUUCUGCUACCUCACACCAAGCCAGAAAACAAACAUGUCUGUCAAUUACACGAACAAAGCAUGGAUGUUUAUCAUGUGUCCACCGCAUUCCUCAUGGUGUACCGUCACAGUGGCAGGAUGUGACAGUCACACUAUCCAAUGUGUGAUAGAAGUAAAUUUUGAAAUAGUUUUCAAGAAAUCUUAUUAAAGUGAGUGAGUGAGUAUGUUUUUACACCGCUUUUAGCAAUAUUCCAGCAAUAUCACGGCCAGGGGACACCAGAAAUGGGCUUCACACAAUUUACCCAUGUCAGGAAUCGAACCCGGGUUUUCGGCGUGACGAGCGAACGCUUUAACCACUAGGCUACCCGACCGCGCCCCUUAUUAAAGGUUUCCAUCCAAUACGAACAACACAAUUGUAUGUAUUUUGAGCCAUUUCUCCCAGACCUUGACAGCAAUCUCAUUUAAAUCUGAUGUUUUACUCCAAUAAGGCUAAAAAAAAAUAAAAGAAUUGGUUCUCAGGCAAUGGCUUUUGAAAAAAUCAGGCAGGCGGGUGGACUUUUUUGGUUUUUUUAAAAAUGGAAAUAAAGACAAAAAGUGCAGAGAACUUUAUGAUGAUGCGUGAACCUGAGAACCGAGACUAUUUUUUUUAGCCGAAGAUCUGAGGACACAGCCAUAGAUAGUCAUGUCAUGUGAACAGUGAGCGCCCAAUCAAAGGGAAGGAUCAGGUUGGCUGAUUUGAAAGUUCACCUGAAGCGACCUUCUAUGGAUUUGAAUAAGAUUGGCCUUAAUAGUAGUCGUGUGUUUGAGGGGCCACACCCACAACCCGGGAGGCCUUCUUUAAGACCCCCCGGGAAUGUUGCUACAGUGCAAGGCCAUGCUCCCACGCUCACCUGCUGUCUGUUACUCUCAACUUGGACGGACAAGUUUCAAGCUGAUCAUUAUUUAUCCUGAUAAAAUUGUGAGAAUUAUUCUGACAGUGAAGUCAUGCUCAUUACCUCCUAUUGUGUGUUGCCAUGGUUACAGCGAUCUCUCUUACAGCAUAAUAUCUUCAUUAAACAUAAUAAAUUCAUCCAAUGAUUUAGGAAACUGAAUAAUUUCUGCUUUGUUGUUGUAAUUGGGCCACUCUGUCACAAAAAACAAAUCUGUUUUAUGGAAAUAUUUUUCAUUUUUCAUAUUGCAUUUAAGCUUGAACUGAUCAGGGUUUUAUGGCAAUUUUUGUAUGAUACUUUCGAAGAGUUUAUUAAUUUUAUGUUGUACGUGUAUCUAGCUGUUUUUUAUCUGUAACUGAUCUAUUGUAUGUUAUGUUGCCAUGGUUACAAUUGUAGUAGGACUGUAACAGGACACACCCUACAGACACAUCAGGAUACAGGUGUCGUGAUGCAGGUGUUGGAUAUUCAUACAGAAUACCAACCUUCAGAGGCACCCCAAUUCACUGGGUAGAGUUGCAUCCCUUUGGUGUGGCAGAAUCCUAUAACACAAGAUUAAGAUCAGAAUUAGGGUAACAGUCUGGUUAGAAUCGGAUAGGGUCAAGGUCAAGGUCAGGGUAAAAUUCAGGCCGAGGCUCUUUCUGACCCAGUUUAUUAAGGUGUUAAUGUUGUCACUAUUAGUCAAGCAAAAUCAUCAAAAGAUAUUUGCAAAAAUAAUAACUUUUCAUGUCCCCGUCUUCCCCCAUCUUAAUUAUAUCACGACGGUGCCACCUUGUUACAGUCCUGCCUUGUCGUGGCGGCUUCUGCAUGACGGACAUAUUUUUGAUUGAUGUUUGACAUUUUUUCAGGGAUGGAGGACUGCUACCAUAUUUUUGUUCAUAAUUUUGUAAAAAUAUUUUUGUAUUGUCAUGAAUCAUUGAUCACUUUGUUUCCAAUAACUAAUUAUGUUGUUUGAUAUGAAUACUAACUCGUAUGUCAUCCCUUUUUAUGCAAGAUUCUGUAUUUCCAGAGAUGAGAAAAUAACCGACUUCUAUACGUCUUUCCAGUGUUUAAUCCCAGUGAAUGUAGAAUACUCACAACUAUUAAUACGUAUUUUACAGUAGUGUGUUAUUGUUUUAGUGUGUGUUUGAAGUGAAUUAUUAGAUGAUCAUAUAAAGAUAUAUGUGACCACCCUGAAGUAAGGGAUCUCAUGGGUGACUUGUUUUGACUUCUUAUUUAUUUUAAGAAUACAGAAUUUCAUGAACAUAGGAUACAAUUCACAAGCAACAAUUCAUAUGUAUUGCAGAGAAACAUGGCAUCAAACAUUUGGACUCAUUUCCUGCAAAAUCCCAUGGUCAGUAUUGAAAUAGUAACUGUUGUUUGUUGUGAUAAUUAAGAUAUCAUCAUCAUGACUGAUUAAUCGAAAUUGGACAUGUCUGCUGAAAUGUUUUGGAAUAACGUUUUUAUUACACUGUGCACAAAGGAAUCCCAUUUGUAGUCUUGAAAUAGUAAUUGUAAUAAUUUAGAUUUCGAACUAACGAGAACUAUAAGAUAUUUGUGUACAGUCCUCAUACAUGGCGAUUUUUAGGGAAGUAAGUUGACGUCGACCCUCUUUCUUUAUGACAUCACAUGACAAUUGUAUCCUGGCACCCAUGAAAUUCCGGUUCUCCAGAUGGUCACGUGUGUGGAGACGUGUAUGCUGCUGUUGCUUCAUGUGCUGACGUUAGUUUGACGAGGCUGUAACAUAUACACCUUGAAGAAAGUUAAGCACCACCACUUCUUUUGUAUUAGUCCUAUGUCCUGAACUUGAUGUAUCUUUUUGGAUAGCCUAGUGGUUAAAGGGUUCGCUUGUAACGCUGAAGGCCCUGGUUCGAUUCUGCACAUGGGUACAACGUGUGAAGUCUAUUUCUGAUGCCCCCGAUGAUAUCACAGAAAUAGUUCUAAAAUCGGCGUAUUGCCAUACUCACUCUUUCACUCAUUGCAUGUAUCAUUUGGAAAUAUCUGUUACAUUUGCUGCUUUUGAUAAUGUCAAAUUGACCACUCAUGUUUGACAGUAAGUGCACCAGCACCAGAUGGGUGCACGUGUACCGAGUCCCGUCACGUGAUGCAUAUAAGCCAGUGAAGGGGAAGUCAGAUAGCUAUUGCUGUGUCGCAGUUACAGAACAUAUCGGUUGAUGAUCAGUUUCGGUUUCUGUAGUGUAAACAAAAAUAAAUGUGUCGGUGAAAUUUUAAGAAGAUGUGAUUUUCUAUAAACUUUUAGGCAACGGUGCUUAACAUAUAUUCAGGUGUAUGUUUUCCAACUAAUUUCACUAUUGUUUCUUACCUGAUUGUUUGCAUGACUGUGUGGUGCAGUGUCCUGUUUGUUGUGCCAUCAUGGACGUAGGUGCAAGGUUGUUUAGUGGAAAAAUAAUGUUUAAGACCUGGAAAUAACGAUUGAUUAAAAUAGAUGAGUUGGUUGUCGGGAAGUUACUUUUUACGAAGUGUGAUGAUGGUGAGGGUUCUAUGACUGGAGGGCUGGGGUGGUUAUUGGUCUAUUCUAAUUCAUUGCAUACGAAAAGAAUAAUAAGCAUUGUUUUAGGAGUCAUGAACGUUCUGUUUUUACUUUUGCCUUGUUUGGCUUGUGGCUGCCAUGGAUGAUCUAUCCUUGCAUGAUGUUGAUGCCCUGCACACUUUCUGGGUUUAAUGCAGGAAAUAUGAAUUGUUGGACCCAUCUUUCAUUUUACUGAUCUGUUACUUCUUUGAGAAGCAUUUAGAAGUUUGAGUACUAAGUAAGGCUAUAUGGAUGAACAACUUUAUUCCAAUUAGGAGCAACUUGCUUGAUAACGGUGUUAGAACCUACACCGAAACUUAGCUCCUAAUUGUAAUAAAGAAGUUCAUCCAUAAAUCUUAUCUUUACUUACUUAGCUGUGGUUAUUUGAAGUAGAAAUAAAGGGAAGUGGGUAAUUUAGCUUCCUUGCACAUGUGACUGUGUACAUGUAUAUUGUGGUGGGUGUUGCCAGUCAGAGCUGGUCAUAGACAGGGAGUCACAGCGGUAGGUGACAGGUUUUAGUUCAACUGAAACACUGCUGCUGUUUCGAGUCUGUGUUUCUAUGGGACCAGGGUUUUGCUCAUCCAUACUUAACCAAAACACAGUAAACGCCAAAUGAAAUAAUGUCGUGGAAUACAAGCCAGUGUCUUGACACUCAGGGUAGAAGCAAAGAAAUGGCCCUACUGGAAGCUUGUACAGGUUAUGGCAUUUUUCCCUAGAUUAGGCGCUUGUUUAAAUACUAGUCUGUGAAAACACUCACAAGACGAUACUUCAGGCAGAUCUUAUGAGUGUUCGAACAUUGUGGUGCUCUCUGAUGUAUUCUGUGGGGUUGAAAUCAGAAUAACUGUUUUGAUGAUCACAAAGUGACACACGUUAUAUCGAGGCAAAGCCUGAGAAGAAUCCCAGCCCUGAAGUGGUUAUUGCUCCAUCGUCUGGGUGAGAGUUGUAACGAGAUCAACGCAGAGAUCAUAGCACUCUAAAUUUUCUAUUCUUGCAACCAUCUUUUAACAACAAUCCUUGUAUGUUGUUGUCUCACUGCACAAGCCAGGACCCUGUGCCACAAAACAAUCUUAGUGCUACACCCAUUGUAGGACUGUUAGCGUUACCCCAUUGUUACAACUCAGAUCAUCGUAAGUCUAUCUUAACCCAGUCACAAUUUUAAGCCUGUGUUACAACUCUGACCAUCGUAAGUCUGUCUUAGCGCAGUCACAAUUGUGAGUCUGUUACAACUCUGACCAUCGUAAGUCUGUCUUAGCACAGUCACAAUUGUGAGUCUGUUACAACUCUGACCAUCGUAAGUCUGUCUUAGCGCAGUCACAAUUGUGAGUCUGUUACAACUAUGACCAUCGUAAGUCUGUCUUAGCGCAGUCACAAUUGUGAGUCUGAUAUAACUCUGACCAUCGUAAGUCUGUCUUAGCGCAGUCACAAUUGUGAGUCUGUUACAACUCUGACCAUCGUAAGUCUGUCUUAGCGCAGUCACAAUUGUGAGUCUGUUACAACUCUGACCAUCGUAAGUCUGUCUUAGCGCAGUCACAAUUGUGAGUCUGUUACAACUCUGACCAUCGUAAGUCUGUCUUAGCGCAGUCACAAUUGUGAGUCUGUUACAACUAUGACCAUCGUAAGUCUGUCUUAGCGCAGUCACAAUUGUGAGUCUGAUAUAACUCUGACCAUCGUAAGUCUGUCUUAGCGCAGUCACAAUUGUGAGUCUGUUACAACUCUGACCAUCGUAAGUCUGUCUUAGCGCAGUGACUGAGGUCCAUGCAUUUCUACUUGAAAGGUUAUUGUCUCACUAGAUUGGUGUCUGUCCUACUUACCAAUUUAGAAAUAGUCUGUGAUGCUAAUGUGAUA
Haliotis rufescens (red abalone) is the source of this 7926-nucleotide messenger RNA. RefSeq names its product cholinephosphotransferase 1-like. Bases 153 to 1310 code for a protein of 385 amino acids. Gene Ontology annotation, molecular function: ethanolaminephosphotransferase activity; diacylglycerol cholinephosphotransferase activity. Gene Ontology annotation, biological process: phosphatidylethanolamine biosynthetic process. Gene Ontology annotation, cellular component: endoplasmic reticulum membrane; Golgi apparatus. Lineage: Eukaryota; Metazoa; Mollusca; Gastropoda; Lepetellida; Haliotidae. The transcript is spliced from 8 exons. The record is from RefSeq and is a predicted model, not a curated record.